Messenger RNA from Periophthalmus magnuspinnatus, 2913 nucleotides. RefSeq names its product protein inhibitor of activated STAT, 1b (gene pias1b). Lineage: Eukaryota; Metazoa; Chordata; Actinopteri; Gobiiformes; Gobiidae. Gene Ontology annotation, biological process: protein sumoylation; regulation of transcription by RNA polymerase II. Bases 16 to 1959 code for a protein of 647 amino acids. The record is from RefSeq and is a predicted model, not a curated record. The transcript is spliced from 14 exons. Gene Ontology annotation, molecular function: SUMO ligase activity; transcription coregulator activity; zinc ion binding.
CAUCAAUGUAACAAGAUGGCGGAGAGUGCGGAACUGAAGCAAAUGGUCAUGAGCCUCCGAGUGUCGGAGCUGCAGGUGCUGUUGGGAUACGCGGGCCGGAAUAAGCACGGACGCAAACAUGAACUUUUGACCAAAGCACUGCACCUGCUCAAAGCCGGGUGCAGCGCCGCAGUGCAGAUGAAGAUCAAGGAGCUGUACAGAAGAAGGUUUCCUACUAAAAUGGUGUCUCCAGUGGACCUGGCACUACCCGGCGUGCACUCUACCAGCAGCCUGUCCUCUGGCCUGGCUCAGCUGGCAUCUCCACUGGCAUCUGCAUCUCCUCUGCUUCCAGUAUCUUUGCUUGGACCCAAACAUGAGCUGAGCCUGCCUCACCUGCCGCACCUGCCUCACCUGCCUGUUCACCCAGACGUCAAGCUCCAGAGACUACCUUUCUAUGACCUGUUGGACGAGCUCAUCAAACCCACUUCUCUCGCCUCAGACAGCAGUCAGCGUUUUCAGGAGGCAUGUUAUGCUUUUGCACUGACACCACAGCAAGUUCAACAGAUCAGCAGCUCCAUGGACAUAUCGGGGACCAAAUGUGACUUUGCAGUCCAGGUGCAGUUAAGGUUUUGCUUAUCAGAAACCAGCUGUCCACAAGAGGAUCACUUUCCUCCUAAUCUCUGUGUCAAAGUCAAUGGGAAGCCCUGUAACCUUCCAGGAUAUCUUCCUCCAACCAAAAAUGGUGUUGAACCAAAAAGACCCAGUCGUCCCAUUAACAUCACGUCUCUAGUGCGACUGUCCACGACGGUGCCCAACACCAUCGUGGUGUCCUGGACGUCGGAGAUCGGAAGGAGUUUUUCUAUGGCUGUCUAUCUGGUGAGACAGCAGUCGUCUGCAGUGCUGCUGCAAAGGCUACGAGCCAAAGGGAUUCGAAACCCAGACCACUCACGAGCUUUGAUAAAAGAGAAACUGACAGCGGAUCCAGAGAGUGAGAUUGCCACCACCAGCCUGCGGGUGUCACUGCUGUGUCCAUUGGGGAAGAUGCGUCUGACCAUCCCCUGUCGCUCCGUGACCUGCUCACACCUGCAGUGCUUUGAUGCCACUCUGUACAUCCAGAUGAACGAGAAGAAGCCCACGUGGGUGUGUCCUGUGUGUGACAAGAAGGCCCCAUAUGAACAUCUUAUUAUUGAUGGACUCUUUAUGGAGAUCUUGAGCAGCUGUUCUGACUGUGAUGAGAUCCAGUUUAAAGAAGAUGGAAGCUGGUGUCCAAUGAGGUCUAAGAAAGAGGUGCAGGAGGUGUCUGCGACUUUCAAUGGUGUGGCAUCAGAUUUGUCUCGGACAGAAGCCCACGAACAGAAAAGGUCAAACGAGAGCAAAAAGAAAGUGGACGUUAUCGAUUUAACCCUCGACAGCUCGUCAGAAGAGGACGAGCCGCCUCUGAAAAGGCCCUGUCCCUCUCUCUCCCCUGUGUCUCCGCCCAUCAACAAGGGAGUUUUAAACCUGCACCAGAGCUCUCCCGUUGCCAGAGCUCCCAGCAUGCCUCCAGUAGAGAACAGCUACAUCCCUCCACCUCCUCCACUCAUCCAGGACUACCGCCACUACUAUCACACCACCAGUGACCUGCCUGAAUUAAACUUCUUCUCCUUCCUUCAAGGUGACAAUCAGCAUUACAACAUGGUCAUGGCAGCUGCCGCUGCGUCCGCCUCCACCUCCGAGGAGCACGAGCUGUUGCUAAGCCGCUUCCUGCCUUACAGCUCGGCUCACAUGAUGCGCGAGCAGUCCGGCUCUCUGGGAGUUACCAACGGCGGCAGUAACAGCGGCAGUAACAGCGGCAGUAGCUCCAGCCUGGUAUCGUCCAGCAGCCUGAGGGACAAAGACCGGGAUAGGGACAUGUCUGGACUCUCGCGCUCCUCUGUGGAGGCUGCCGCUGCCGUAGCAGCCAUUUAUGGAUCUAUGUCGGACGUGAUCUCUCUGGACUAGGACUCACAGGACGGAGUGAACUCUGGAGGUCUGUAAAUAAAGAGAAAGAAGGAUUACAGUGCUAUGUACAGAGAGUAAAUCUAUUUUCCAUUGGACUUAUUGUGUAUAUACACUUAGGACGCUGGUCCUCUGAGUUUCUUCAGUUGAUAUUUUUCUGUGAACACUGAAGACUUUUUCACCUCCCCAUGUGGCCCUAUAAUUAUUCUACCUUUUCUACUCAGUUUGUACUGUUUUGUUUGGAUAUUUCAUGUGAAUGGCAUUACUUAAGUAUAAUGUUAUAAUCCGCACACAUGUAGAAUGUGAAGCACAUGACUGUGUGUAGAAGCGGAUGCAACAAACCCAUGCUUCAUUAUGGUGACUGAUUCAACUUACUGUAGAUUCAUUUUAUUUUUAAAUUAUUUAUGGUUCAAGUUAUUGGGUAGAUGCAGUUUAAUGCACUCCCUCUGCCUUAGACAUAUUCUUCACUAGGUUACAAAAGAUUGUUGUUUUUUCUUUUAAAACGAGUGUUUAAAGGGGCAAAAUGAAAAGAGAGAGUUCAUAAAGCGUUAGGCUGUUUGGCCUGUCACUUUUCCAGAUAAGACUUUGAAGCUCCUUGAGAGGGAGUGUUGGACCCCAGCUCCACACACAAGUGAAGGUGGUUGUCCUCCAUUUUUUUAGAGCAGUAUCAGCUUUGCAUGUGCAGGCGAACUGCCAAACUCAUCUGCUUUACUUUUUGAUACAAAAGACAUUGAUCUUGCUCAGUAUAUUUCCAGCUGCCUCGAAGAUCAGACAUUUUGAACUCCAAGCCAUUCAUUCGUUUUGAACACCACCUUGCAUUAUUUGAGUUGUGCUUAUAAGAUUUAUUUAUUUACUAUAUAUUUUCAGCAUAUGUUUGAUUUGUGAAUAUGCAUUGCUGUCAAUGUAAGUGACUUUCUUUUGUAAUUAUAAAAUAAAUAUUUAAAGAUGUCUGAUAAG